Molecule: messenger RNA, 6935 nt
Organism: Scheffersomyces stipitis CBS 6054
Lineage: Eukaryota; Fungi; Ascomycota; Pichiomycetes; Serinales; Debaryomycetaceae
Gene: POL2
Product: DNA polymerase epsilon catalytic subunit
Exons: 1
Coding region: 220-6888 (2222 amino acids)
Biological process (GO): mitotic cell cycle; DNA replication; base-excision repair, gap-filling
Cellular component (GO): nucleus; epsilon DNA polymerase complex
Molecular function (GO): DNA binding; zinc ion binding; nucleotide binding
Source: RefSeq, a predicted model, not a curated record
CAUUGCAACCAUACGGUUUAUUUUGAAGGGUCCAAAGCUGGCAGAGGUAUUCACCACGCUAUAUCUAUACUUUGAAAAGUUAUAGGCUUUUUUGUGGAUACAAAAGACCAAUUUUUCACUGAAUUCCCUCGUUUUCCUUGCAUUUUCCCAUACUUAACGAAUUUCACGAAUUUUCCACUAGUACAGCUCAGCAGAUUCUGGUCCACAACAUAAAAUAGGAUGUCUACACGAGGAAGAAACAGUUUCAAGGGACUGACAUCGGCCCGGUUCGUCAAGAACAAGGUCAAUUCGGAGUUCCGCAACCGCCAGCCGAGACAAGACGCAAGAGCCAUCGACCCGUAUAUAGCCAACAACCCCAUGCUCAACGAUUCCAUCACCAAAAAGGAGUUGGUGGCUCGAAUAGACGCGUUGGAUUCGAUGAUGGGCUUUUCCCGUAUCGAACAUGGCGAAGCUGAUGGAAUGAAACCGCGUAAGGGCUGGUUGGUGAAUAUGCAUGCUACCACUAUUCCCAGUGAUGAAUAUCUCACAGGGUACUCUGGUGUAGACUACUAUUUCUUAGAUGAAGAAGGUGGUUCGUUCAAAACCACGUUACAGUUUGAUCCGUAUUUCUUUCUAGAUCUCAUUCCCGGGCACGAGUCGGAAGUGGAGGAGUGGUUGAAGAAGUUUUUGGAGGAAUGCCAUGUCAAGAACUUAUCCCGAGUCAUCAAAGAAGACCUCGCCCUUCCCAACCACUUGGUAGGACUCCAGAAGAACUUGAUUAAAUUAACGUUUCACAAUGUCCAGGACUUGUUAGCCGCCAGAAGGUUACUCUCUCCUAUUAUCAAGGACAAUCAGGCUAAGAAGGGCUCCAGAGAUAUCUACAAUGUAAUGAACUUCACCAACGGCAACAGUAACAACUCAGAUUUUAAUGAUUCUAUAGCUGAUCCAGCUACUUUGAUAGACGACAUGAGAGAAUAUGACAUGCCAUACCAUGUUCGGGUAUCUAUUGAUAUCAACGUCAGAGUCGGUAAAUGGUACGAUGUGUAUGUCAAGCAUUCACAAGUAACCUUAGUUGAAGAUAAGGAUAAGAUCGCAUUUGCUGAUCCUGUAGUAUUAGCUUUCGAUAUCGAAACCACAAAGGCUCCUUUGAAGUUUCCAGAUGCCAAAAUCGACCAGAUCAUGAUGAUCUCGUAUAUGAUAGACGGAGAUGGUUUCUUGAUCACUAACAGAGAAAUAAUCUCUGAAGACAUUGAAGAUUUCGAGUAUACGCCUAAGCCAGAAUACCCUGGGAUGUUUACGAUUUUUAACGAACCCGAUGAAAAGCACGUCCUAAUGAGAUUCUACGAACAUAUAAGGGAGGCUAAACCAACCGUGAUAGCAACAUUUAACGGUGAUUUUUUCGAUUGGCCCUUCGUAGAAAAUAGAACCAGAUUCCACGAUAUGGACAUGUUUGAUGAAAUUGGCUUCGCAAAAGAUAAUGAAGGCGAGUAUAAGUCCAAGUACUGUGUUCACAUGGACUGUUUCAGAUGGGUCAAAAGAGACUCGUAUUUGCCACAAGGGUCUCAAGGUUUGAAAGCUGUGACAACAGCAAAGUUGGGUUAUAAUCCGACGGAAUUAGAUCCAGAGCUAAUGACACCAUAUGCUUACGAACACCCACAGUUACUUUCAGAAUACUCGGUUUCCGAUGCUGUUGCCACUUACUACUUGUACUUCAAGUAUGUCCAUCCGUUCAUCUUUUCCUUGUGUACGAUUAUUCCUUUGAACCCAGAUGAAGUUUUGAGAAAGGGAACAGGUACGUUGUGUGAGAUGUUGUUGUCGGUUCAAGCCUAUGAAAAUGGCAUUUUGCUUCCGAACAAGCAUUCCGAUCCAAUUGAGCGGUUUUACGAUGGGCAUUUGCUAGAAUCUGAAACUUACGUAGGUGGUCAUGUAGAGUCUUUGGAAGCUGGAGUUUUUAGGAGUGACAUUCCCUAUGACUUUAAGGUCGACCCUACAGCCAUAGAUGAGUUGCUUCAUAACUUGCAUAGCUCAAUCAAAUUCUGUAUCGAAGUAGAAAACAACAAGAAGAUGGAACAAAUCACCAACUUCGACGAGGUUUACAAUGAUAUUAAGUCCAAAUUGCUAGCAUUGAAAGAAACUCCGAAAAGAAAGGAAGAACCCUUGAUAUAUCAUGUGGAUGUUGCUUCGAUGUAUCCUAAUAUCAUGACCUCUAAUAGACUACAACCAGAUUCCAUGAAAUCCGAAGAAGACUGUGCAGCCUGUGAUUUCAACAGACCAGGCAAGAACUGUGAUAGAAGACUUCCUUGGUCCUGGAGAGGUGAGUAUUUCCCAGCCGAAAUGAACGAAUACAAUAUGAUCAAGCGAACUUUACAGAAUGAAACAUUUCCAGCUUCAAGACCUUGGCUUCCUGAGAGGUCAUUUGACGAGCUAUCCUACACUGAACAAGCAACCUUGAUCAAGAAGAGAAUCAGUGAUUAUUCUAGAAAAGUGUACCAUAGAGUCAAGAAAUCGAAGGUAGUUAAUAGAGAGGCUAUUAUCUGUCAACGAGAAAAUCCUUUCUAUGUCAACACUGUUAUUUCUUUCAGAGAUCGUCGUUAUGAAUUCAAAGGCUUGGCCAAGGUUUGGAAAGGAAAGGUGUCCAAGAUUGAUAAACAUGAUUCUAUUGCCAGAGAUGAAGCAAAGAAAAUGGUAGUUUUGUAUGAUUCCUUGCAAUUGGCUCAUAAGGUUAUUUUGAACUCUUUCUACGGAUAUGUGAUGAGAAAAGGUUCCCGUUGGUACUCAAUGGAAAUGGCUGGUGUGACAUGUUUGACUGGUGCCACAAUUAUUCAAAUGGCUAGAACUUUAGUCGAAAGAAUUGGAAGACCUUUGGAACUAGAUACCGAUGGUAUUUGGUGUAUUUUGCCCAAGUCUUUCCCAGAGAAUUACAAUUUGAAAUGCAAAGAUGGCAAGAAGAUUUUUCUUGAAUAUCCCUGUUCCAUGUUGAACUACUUAGUUCAUGAACAAUUUACUAAUCACCAAUACCAGGAUCUAGUGGAUCCAGCCACUUUCAAAUACAAAACUAGAUCUGACAAUUCCAUUUUCUUCGAAGUAGAUGGUCCAUAUAAGGCUAUGAUUUUGCCUACUUCUAAGGAAGAAGGUAAGGGAUUGAAGAAAAGAUACGCUGUGUUCAAUGAUGAUGGUUCUCUUGCUGAAUUAAAGGGAUUUGAAUUGAAGAGAAGAGGAGAGUUGCAGCUUAUCAAGAACUUCCAAUCUGAUAUUUUCAAAUUGUUCUUAGAAGGAUCUACGCUAGAACAAUGUUACCAGGCAGUUGCUACUGUUGCCAAUAACUGGUUGGAUGUAUUGGAUACAAAAGGAGGAAUGCUUGAAGAUGAAGAUUUAAUCGAACUUAUUUGUGAAAAUAGAAGUAUGUCCAAAAGUUUGGAAGAAUACGGAGACCAAAAAUCGACAUCUAUCACUACUGCCAAGAGAUUGGGAGAGUUUCUUGGUGAAGAAAUGGUCAAGGACGCUGGUUUGGCUACCAAGUACAUUAUUAGUGCAAAGCCAAUUGGUGCUCCUGUGACAGAAAGAGCUGUUCCAGUGUCUAUUUUCUCCUCAGACAAGAAGGAGUUUUAUUUAAAGAAAUGGUUAAAGGAUCCUUCUCUUCAGAAGUUUGGUCCUAGAGAUGUGAUUGACUGGGGAUAUUACCAUGAACGUUUGUCUUCAGUAGUUCAGAAGAUUAUCACGAUUCCGGCAGCAUUGCAAGAUGUGAAGAACCCAGUACCCAGAGUUGCACAUCCAGAUUGGUUGCAGAAAAAGAUCCACACCAAGGAAGAUUCUAGACAACAAAGUUCGAUUUCUACUUUUUUCGGUCUGGCCAACAAGAAAGAAGUAAUGGAGAAGCAGGUCAAGGAAAUUAAAGAGAUUAAGGAUAUAGAGGACUUUGGAGAUAUAGAUACUGUUGGGGCACCCAAGUCAAGAAUCGGAAAGGUCGUCUCGAGAAAGAGACGAGCAGCUAGAAACGCGAUCGCAGAAGCUGAAGAAGACGAACGUAAUAGUGCCAUCUUGAAUGCACCUUGUCCGUCCAUGAUAGAAGACUACGAAUGCUUCUUACAAUAUCAAAAAGCCAAGUGGAAAGUGCAAGCUGGCAACAGAGAGAGAAGAAAGAAGAUCUUUGGUCUGAAUUCUGAAUCGUCUCAUAGAUCGACAGUAGGUGGUAUGAUCCGUAAACAGGCAGAGAAUGUAGCAGGAUCGAAUUGGGAAAUUUUGGAAUACAAGGCUGACCCAAGCAAGCCUGGUGAAAUCAAGGUACAUAUUCUGGCUGUUGGUAAGAUUCAUACCUUUACUUUCCAUAUUCCGAAGAAGAUCUAUGCAGCUUACAAAUCUGAACUUCAACCCAGAAAGCAGAUCAGUGGGUGUGAAAUUGAAAGGUCCAACUCGAUCUUACCUAAUGGACAUGAUGGUUCGAACUUGUACAAAUUAAUAAUGUCAGAAAGUAGAUUCAAUGAAGAGAUCACUGACGUAGAAAGUGCUCUUCAAGAUUCUAAUAUUCUUGGACUCUACGAGACACAAAUUAAUUCUGUCGAAAGAGCUAUCAUUGAUUUGGGAAACGUUGUAAAGUUCGAUGAUACAAGAGUUGGUUCGUUGGGUAAAGGUCUCAAGAAUGGUUUCCAGGUUAAAGAUUUGAAUAGAGUUGAAGGUGCUGAGUAUUUGAAACGAUUUGAAAUGGACAUUGUCUACAUGUUACACAUCGUGACAAACAGUUACGAGUUCUUCACAGUUUUCAAAUCUUGGGAAGCGACUGCAGAAAUGUACAUCUUGAAACCUUCCGCUGGAGCUCAGGAGUUACCACCCAACAUCGACAAGAUCUACAGAGAGAUCUACGAAACUAAGAAGGACAGAUUAGGGAAGUUGUACAAUAUUCUUCAAUAUCCUGAUAAUAUGAACUUUGAGACUCAUUACUACAAUGACAGUUCAAAGUUAUUCAAGAAGUUGAAUGGUGCAAUUGGAAAGUUGCAUGCAUCAAGAAGUAACAAGGCAUUAUUUGCUGUUCAAUCUCCAUAUUCGUCUAAGAUUCUAAAUCUUUUGAGUUCUACAUCUGAUUUCCCUGUCGUUAGGAUGAAUGUUAGUGAAUUGGCGCUACCAGCAGUUGGAUGGCAAUCCUUGAUUUCAAUGAGAGUUAUCAAUCACUAUUUCGUUUUGGCAAAUUGGAUCAAGAAUUUAGUAGCCCUUGCCAAGUAUGGGAAUGUUCCAUUGUGCAAUUUACAAAUCGAAAAUGUGGGCUACUUGAUAGAUAUUGAAUAUGCAAGAAGAUUAAGUCAGAACAAUAUUGUUCUCUGGUGGUCUGCCAAUCCAUUGCCUGAUCAUGGGGGAUUUGAACUUGAUAAAGCUCCUGAUUAUGAAAAUCUUAACUUUCCAACAAUCAACAACCCUGAGAUUUAUGAAACAGCUUGUCUAGAAGUAGAAAUUGGAAAUUUGACUAUCAACACCUUCCUUACAAGCUCUCUCAUCAAUGAGGCUGAAGGUUCAGAUCUAGCUGAUGAUGGAGUUGUAUUCGACAAAAACAAUGGUGCAUCGACGAUUGCGGAGGAUUCCUUUUCUUCGCCUGCGUUGUCCAUUUUGAGAGGAAUGGUCAAGGAGUGGUGGGACGAUGCAUUAAAGAACAACAUUAAUGCUGAUUCAAUGAUGAACAGCUUGGUUACUUGGGUGCAAAGAAAAGACUCGUUCCUUUAUGAUUAUUCCUUGCAUUACCAUAUACAUAAUUUAACAACGAAAGCAUUAUUACAGUUGAUUGGUGAAUUCAAGAGAAUGAAUUCCCAGGUUGUCUUUGCUAAUAGAAACAAGUUAAUCAUUCAAACGACCAAGGUUUCUGUUGAGAAUUCGUAUGCAUUUGGUCAAUACAUUCUAAAAGCUGCUAGAUCAAAGCCUUUGUUUAAUUUUUUGGAUUUGAACAUCAUCAAGUAUUGGGAUAUUUUGGUAUGGAUGGAUGAGUUCAACUUUGGUGGCAGGUGUUGUAAACAAAUCACAGAUGAUGAUAUUCAAGACUUGAUGCCUGUCAAUAGCUGGCAAAUCAAACAAUUCUUGCCGGUUAUUUUCAGAGACGAAUUUGAGGAUUGGAUGGUUGUCUUUUUGGAUGCUCUUACUAAAUUCAAGAACGACAAAUUAACGGGUAAUACUCAAUCUGGAACUCCUCGUGUUACACAAAUCGUUCAUAUCCUCAAGGGCCAGAGAAAACUUGAAGCCAAAGAAGAAGAGGAGGAAGAUAUCUUUAAUGGGGUCUUUGAGGUGUUCAGAAAGUCAUUGCAAAAGAGAAUCGAAAGGAUCUACCAUCGUCAAAACGAAGCCAUUCUCAACCCUGAAUUCGCACAAGAGUAUGAGUUCCCCAAAUUACCAGGUUCCCAUUUGCACAUGAAGAAUCCAGCAUUGGAGUUGGUCAAGUUUUUAUGUGCUGUAUUCGGGUUGUCGAAGAAGAGAACCAUUGAGGUCAGAGUAUUGAGAAAGGAAUUGUUGUCGAUCUUUGAUAUCAAAGAGUUCAGUAGUGAAGCUAAUUUCAGGAACCCAAGUACUACAUUGAAGGUCCCUCAUAUUAUCUGUGACUAUUGUAACUUCAUCAGAGAUGUGGAUUUCUGUAGAGACUCAGAAAAGGAUCUCUGGAACUGUUCCAAUUGUCACAGACCAUACAAUCGUGUUUCCAUGGAAGAAGAGGUGAUCACACAAUAUAUUAAGCUCAUUACCAAGUUCUACAGUCAAGAUUUCAAGUGUGCAAAGUGUAAUUCGGUUAGAGUCGGCAACUUGAGUUUGUUCUGCAAGUGUUCUGGAAAAUGGGAGGAGACUAUCAGUUAUUCGGAAGUCGAGAAGAAAUUACAUGUUUUUGCCAAUAUUGCCAAUUCGUACAAAUUCCAGCUUUUGAAAGGAUUAAUAGAAGAAGCAGCCUGAGGCAUGUUUUGUAUAAUAGUAUAAUAGCAUUAAUAGAAGAAAUAUUU